GAGGAGCAGGAGACAGAUUGUGGGACCGAGCGCGGGCGGGCGGGAGGCGCCGGAGCUGCCAGCGGGUGAGUCCUGUUAACAUUAGCUGGUCCGUGGUCUGACAGGAGGCUCCCCUUCUACUCCGGCCAGUCCCAGCGUCCCGGGCCGGGGUCUCCCCUCCCAGUCUGUGUUGGACGGGGGCGCUGAGGCGGUGGCCGGGCCUGUCUGAGGAAGAGGGUGGGGCACAGUCUAAGACAACCAAUAAGAGAACAGGAAGCCACAAUUGGCGGCCAUGAGCGCUAAUGGGAGAUCGCCUUUACCUUGCGGAGUGCCGCCCUCUUCUCUUCUCCCGCCUCCUUCCUUUUGGAGGAAGGCGGGGCCAGAGGACUGAAGUGUGGGGAGAACUUGGGCUCUGCUCUGCUUUAUGAAAUAUGGGAGACGACAGACCGUUUGUGUGCAAUGCCCCGGGCUGUGGACAGAGAUUUACAAACGAGGACCACCUGGCAGUCCAUAAGCACAAGCAUGAGAUGACACUGAAAUUUGGCCCGGCCCGGACGGACUCCGUCAUCAUUGCAGAUCAAACGCCUACUCCGACUAGAUUCCUAAAGAACUGUGAAGAGGUGGGGCUUUUCAAUGAACUAGCUAGUUCCUUUGAACAUGAAUUUAAGAAAGCGACAGAUGAAGAUGAAAAAAAGGGUGCUCCUGGGCCUCUUGACAUGUCUCUGCCUUCUACACCAGACAUCAAAAUCAAAGAAGAGGAGCCAGUGGAGGUAGACUCAUCACCCCCCGACAGUCCUGCCUCUAGCCCCUGCUCCCCACCACUGAAGGAGAAGGAAGUUGCCACAAAACCUGUUGUGAUUUCUACCCCUACACCCACCAUCGUACGUCCUGGCUCCCUGCCACUCCACUUAGGUUAUGAUCCACUUCAUCCGACUCUUCCUUCCCCAACCUCUGUCAUCACACAGGCUCCACCAUCUAACAGGCAAAUGGGAUCUCCUACUGGCUCCCUCCCUCUCGUCAUGCAUCUUGCUAAUGGACAGACCAUGCCUGUGCUGCCAGGGCCUCCAGUACAGAUGCCUUCUGUUAUUUCACUGGCCAGACCUGUGUCUAUGGUGCCCAACAUUCCUGGUAUACCUGGCCCACCAGUCAACAGUAGUGGCUCCAUUUCUCCAUCUGGCCACCCUAUGCCGUCAGAAGCCAAGAUGAGACUAAAAGCCACUCUGACCCACCAAGUCUCUUCCGUCAAUGGAGGUUGUGGGAUGAUGGUGGGUACUGCCAGCACCAUGGUGACAGCCCGUCCAGAGCAGAACCAGAUCCUCAUUCAGCACCCUGAUACCCCAUCCCCUGCCCAGCCACAGGUCUCUCCAGCCCAGCCCACCCCUAGCACGGGGGGGCGGCGGCGGCGCACAGUAGAUGAAGAUCCAGAUGAGCGUCGGCAGAGAUUUUUAGAGCGAAACCGAGCUGCAGCCUCCCGAUGCCGCCAGAAGCGGAAGCUGUGGGUGUCCUCCCUGGAAAAGAAGGCAGAAGAACUUACUUCUCAGAACAUUCAGCUGAGUAAUGAAGUCACAUUACUACGAAAUGAAGUGGCUCAGUUGAAGCAGCUUUUGUUAGCUCAUAAAGACUGCCCUGUCACUGCACUACAGAAAAAAACUCAAGGCUAUCUAGAGAGUCCCAAGGAAAGCUCAGAGCCAACGGGUUCUCCAGCCCCAGUGAUUCAGCACAGUUCUGCAACAGCCCCUAGCAAUGGCCUUAGUGUUCGAUCUGCAGCUGAAGCUGUGGCCACCUCGGUCCUCACUCAGAUGGCCAGCCAAAGGACAGAACUGAGCAUGCCCGUACAGUCACAUGUGAUCAUGACUCCACAGUCACAGUCUGCGGGCAGAUGAUGCCUCCCAUGAUGGAGAAAUCCCCAGCCAGAGCUCGCCCGCCUGAGCCCAAGAGAGAGAUCAACUUACCCCUCCCAUCUGCCUUAGAUGUGGCAGUAUGGGAGAGGGAGAAAUUGUGUGUUGUGAGUAUGGACAGAUGUGGGGCUUUUCUCUUUAGCCACAUGAACAUGUACGCUUGACACCUGUACUAGGGCUUCUGGCCCCAAAGCCACACAGAUCAUCCCCCAAGGGUGGGGUUUCUUAUGUACCUACAGCCAAAGGCCUUUCCACAUGGUCCGAGCAAUCAUCCCCAGCCCUGAUGCAUGUGUACCUGUCUUUUAACACUAACCCUUGCACUUGUAGGUUUGGGGUUCUCAGUGUCCUCUCCUCCCAUUGAGCUGUGGCUGUUAACUUCUUAUUCCUUACUAGCAUGCCACUUUCUGCCAGAUAGAGGGAGACGAGAUUCGAUGGCGUGUUGCUUGCUGUCCAACCCCAGCACCCAUGCACUCAGGACUUUGUCUCCCCAUAGCUGCUUAUUUAUCUCUUCCCCCUUCCUAAAUUGCAGUGAAGCAUUCACUUAUUGAGAAUGUAUGAAGCACCAGUAUCUCCACCUCUUCCAUGUGCUCUAUUCCUUAUUCCUAUCUGCUACCAAAAACAAACACAAACAAAAAAAAGCAAAACUCUGAAUGUUUGAAUCAUUUUUCAUUUCCAAACCUAUUGGGUACCUCAUUUUGUCUCUUGACUUUCCUUGGUCGAAUGGUGGGGUUUUUCCUACUUCCCCACCAUGCCUUGGGAACCUCAUCUUGUGGCCUUAUUGUUAGUGGCAAUGAAAAGGGAGAGAGCCUGGGAUCUAACGGGCUUCCCUGUCUCCUUUCCUACCUUCCCGUUCUAAUCAGGGCAGACAGGAACAGUGUAACUUAAAACUUGUUCCAUCAGGUUACUGGAUUAACAAAUUCUUUUAUGUUUUAUAAUAGCUUACUGUCUAACAUCUGCAUAUUGUCAUCUUUGGUCAUCUGUGGGCCCUUUCCUCUCCUCUUUGUUCCCCUGCCCACAUCACUCCUUUCAAUCAGCCUUCUGCAGGUCAUCAGACAGGAGCUGCUUUCGCUCUCUGUUCCUUGUUUCCCCCACAGCUCUCAGUUUCCCUUCUUUUCUACGAUAUGGCUUGUGUCCACCAGUGUCCAUCACCCUUGUCUUCCCCACCUUCUCUCUCAGCAGGGUCCUGGCCUAGCCACUAGGUGUCUCUAGUAAUAAAAUUUCUUUGAACUUGGUUUUUUGUUCUCUGCCCCUCAAAUGUAGUGCUUGUCCGAGGCACAGGCUCCAGGGCUCUGAAACAUUGUGGCCAAGGUCCUGAGUGGCUUUUGAGUGUAAGAGUGAGUGUAGAGAGAACAGGAAAGUGUGUCAUCUCAGCAGAGUGCUCAGGACACGGACUGUCUGUCUGGGAGAUUGGGGAGUGUGGCUAUUGGCUACCGUUAUUUGGUGGGCUCCAGGGAGAGAAAUGCACCCUCCUCUUUCUCCUCUUUCCUUGGCUCUGAACUGUGCAGUCUCUUUCAGAGCCAGAGCCCUGUGGAUAGAUAGGUCAGCUUUAAUAGCUUUUGAGUAGAAAACCCUCCCGGCUGUACCAGAGCCACCUUCUGCCAUCUGCUCCACCAAGAGUCUUCUUUGCUGCCUCCAUCUUAAAUGUACAGAAUACCUGCUUGCUUCCUUUUUUAUUUUAGCUCCCAAAAUUUAUUGUCAUGGAGGAAAGAGAAAAUGUUCUACUUUAUAUGAUUAUUUCCUCAGAGUUUAGAUUAGUGAGCCCAUCCUGUAACAUGUUCUGCUGCAUUGUAUCUAAGUUUUCCCUCCUCCUCUUUAGCGUCAGUGCUGAACAAGCCACACCCAGUGGGGGAAAAACAAAACAGGAGAUGGCUUUCUCAUCCUCUACCACCAGGGACUCAACAGGAACAGCCCCUGAGGUGACAAGGCUAGCAAAGGCCACCAGAUGGUCAGGGGCAGGGUAUUGUCUCCAGGGAUUUCACCUGGCUUUAGAAACUCAGAGCUGUGUUUGUGUUCAGGACUUCUUUAGAUGGCUGCUUUUUUGUUUUUGUUUUUUCAAGAUAGGGUUUCUCUGUGUCGCCCUGGCUGUCCUGGAACUCGCUCUGUAGAUCAGGCUGGCCUGGAACUCACAGAGAUCCGCCUGCCUCUGCCUUCUGAGUGGUGGGAUUAAAGGCGUGUGCCACCACUGCCAAGCAUCUUUUUUUUUUUCUGUCUUCCCACUAGCGGCCUUGCACUAAAGCAUGUCUGAGUUUAUGGCUCCCAAGGAGCCUUCAUAGGCUUCAUAGACUUGGCUGUUUUUCUUACCCCAUUAAUCAAGGAAUUUUUUUUUCUUUUGGUUUUUCAAAACAGGGUUUCUCUGUAACUUUGGUGCCUGUCCUACUAGCUCUUGUAGACCAGGCUGGCCUCAAACUCACAAAGAUCCAUCUGUCUCUGCCUCCCAAAUGCUGGGAUUAAAGGCGUGCGCCACCACAGCCUGGCUCAGUCAGGGUUUUAAAAGUUAUGAACCGGUGCCACUUCAUCCAUACCCUGCCAGUCUAGUCUGCCCCUGUGUGGAUAUCUAGUCUAUACGGACUCUCAAGUCUUUGUUUCCAUAGCAGGAAGUCAGCGUUAGGCCCUGAAUGAUGCAGGGCCCCACAGAACUGCAGUAGGGAAGCAGCACUGAACUUAGGGGCAGGACAACCCCAGAUACCUCUAUAGUUGGUUCUCUAAGAAAGCAGAGCAACAGCUUACAGUGAAGCUUCUCUUAUAGUCAAGGGGUUGUCACCUACAGGAUUGCUGCCAGUGGUCACUGCCUUGACCUUUGCCUUCCAGACUUACCUGAACCAGAACCAGCUGUCAUACAGCUAUCAUACACCCUUCUUUUUUUUUUUUUUUUUUUUUUUGAGACAGGGUUUCUCUGUGGUUUUGGAGCCUGUCCUGGAACUAGCUCUUGUAGACCAGGCUGGUCUCGAACUCACAGAGAUCCGCCUGCCUCUGCCUCCCGAGUGCCGGGAUUAAAGGCGUGUGCCACCACUGCCCGGCUUCAUACACCCUUCUUGACAUCCUAUGAUGUGUCAUAGAAGAGUCUUUGGCGUUCUGUAUGCUUCUUGUAUUUGGAUAUCAAUUUCUAUCUUUAGGUUUAGGAUAUUUUGUGCUAUAAUUUCAUUAAAUAAUUUGACUGAUCCUUUUGAAUUUAUCUCAGGUCCUCCUCCUUCUACCCCAUGGGUUCUGAGGUUUGUUUGAUCUUCUGAAUAUAUCCCAAGCUUUCUGAAAAUGCUGCUCAUGUUAAUUUUAUAAACAUAUGUGCAUGCAUGUGUGUGAGUCUGUCUGAGUAUAUUGUUGUCCCAACUCUGUCCUGCAUUCCCAAACUCUUUGAUCUUAUCGCUUGGUGAUGCUUUCUGGCUAGGUUUUUCAGUUGAUUGUUUCACGUUGGUUUCUGUGUGGUUCCUUUUCCAUGUUUGAAUGCCCUCACUAAAAUUUCCCUCCAUGUUUCUGACUUUCUCCUCCAGCUUACCCACUAUCUUGUUCACUUUGGAGGUUUUGUAUACAAUUCCUUAGUUCAUUCAUGUGUAUUUGAGACUUCUAUACAGUCAUUCAUCCUUUUUAAGAAUGAAACUCUAAAUCCUUUCUCCAACAUUUCAGCCAUCUCAGGACUUUGAGUUUCCAUUAAGAAAGGUUUGGAGUAUGUCCUGGUGGGUUGUUGUCUCAUAAUAUUUGUGUUUCUCUGUGGUGUUUAAUGCAUCAGUUGAGAUGGAUAUAUCCUCCAAUUUUAACUCAUCCUUUUCCAACUCCAUUGUUUUGCAUAAGUCCACCGAGCCCUUCUUAAGAACCUAUCAGGAGGCCGGGCGGUGGUGGUGCACGCCUUUAAUCCCAGCACUCGGGAGGCAGAGGCAGGCGGAUCUCUGUGAGUUCGAGGCCAGCCUGGUCUUCAAGAGCUAGUUCCAGGACAGGAACCAAAAGCUGUGGAGAAACCCUGUCUCGAAAAAAAAAAAAAAAAACAAAGAACCUAUCAGGAGGGAGCUGAGAAUGUGGUAUCUGAGGACUCUUCUGAGCGACCACAGCCCUGCCCUGUGCCCUUGCGACCCCACUCCUACAUGAUAAAGCUUGUUCAGAGCUGGGAAGGCACCCAAGGAGAACUAGAAAGGACACGGCUCCUUCCUCUCCUCCUGUCCAAGGCUGUAAGCCCCAGACCACAUACUACAGGGAGCUGGGCUGGUGAACCUCGCCUUGCCACCUUCUUCCCUCUCCCAAUCUGUAGCUCUUGACUCCCUUUCUUGGUUCACUUCCAUCUCCUCAGCGGCUUGCCCUCCAGCACCGUCAUCCUGAGAGACUGAGUGACUGAAAGACACGUGCACACAAGAGUUUUCCUCUGGCUUCUGAGAUAGGCUCCUUAAAGGUGCUAACUCCUGAGAUUACUCUCCCCAGUUUGUCCCUUUCAUAGCUUUCUUCCCAUCCCCAGAUCACAUUUCCAUUAAUAUUAUCUCUUAUGUCCACAAAAAAAGAAAUACAUUAUAGUCAGUCUGUUUACACUCUGGUCUUCCUGCUGUGUGCUCUUCCUCCUUUCUUUAGCUAUGUCUGUCCAGAGUGAGAGGUGUGAGGAACCUAAGGCCUGCUGAAGACCCCAGCCCUCUAAAGUCCAUCUAGACAUUGUUAAAACAGUCUGUUUGUCUCUGUACACAUGAAUGUGCACAGACAAAUCCUCCUACUCUGGCCGGAGUAGUGACCCCACAGGAAUGAGCACAGUGCUGCUGGCCAACAUCUCCACCCUCUCACUGUCACUUUGAGGUAAAUCCUACCCCAGAAUGAACAAGGCUGGUGAGAACAGGGCAGGUUGUGUCCUUGUAGGUACAAGCUUCUGUUUUAGCUAAACAGGUGUUUUCUUUGCUUUUUCUUUUGUUUUUUAAUGUGAGCUAUACCCCAACUACUGGUGAGUAAGGUUGUAGUUGUUAAAUGGCUGUGAGCUCUAGUUUCACUGGCUUUACCUUAGGGCAGUGUCAGCAGCACCAUCAUCUGAAGCUUGCUAGAAAUGCGCAAUCUUGGCCAUCCCCGCCUCCUGAGCUGAGCACUCUGUGCUUCUAGUACACACUAAUGCAUGAGUCCCUUGGGACAAGGAUUACUUUAAAUGUGUCCUCUGCCUUAGCAUUGACUUUUCAUUUCCCCUCAGUCCCCCUUCCACUCCCAUUAAAAUAGCCACCACCGUAUCACUCAGCCCAGUUCUAGGCUUUCUUUCUUCUAGUCUUAGCUCUAAAACCUUUUCCUACAUUGUUCCUGGCAGGACUUACCCAUAUUUCCUUGCAGGCUUCUCGCUCUGCAUUUUCGGUUACAUUAAGAGCCAGCAGGAAAGCCAGGAGUGGUGCAACCUUUGAUCCCAGCACUUGGGGGGCAGAGGCAGGCAGAUUUUUGAGUUCAGGGCCAACCUGGUCUACAUAGAGAGUUCAAAGCCAACCAGAGUACACAGAGAGACUCUGUCUCAAAAUAAAUAGACAACAAAAUCAGCAGGAGCCAUAGUUGUCCAAUUUCUCUCUCUCUCUCUCUCUCUCUCUCUCUCUCUCUCUCUCUCUCUCUCUCACACACACACACACACACACACACACCUCUUGCAGGCAGGGAUAUUAGCCUCCAUCCCACAGUGGAGCGUGCUACAUCCUGAUAGAGUAUCUCUUGAGAAGAGAGAAAUGUGUAUCUAUGAAUAUAUCUCUGUUCACCUAUAUAUUUUUGACAUGUAGCAAUACCUGUCCAUCCUGAAGGAGCUCAACCCAGUCCGGGUCCCCAAGCUCCACUGGUAGGCGUCACAGGUGGGAGGGUCCAGUGCUACGGGCUGUUUUGUUACAAAACUGUCUUUUCUCCUUUCCUUCCACCCAGUUCAGCAUGACCCCUGUGAGCAGGCUCUCACAAUCUCCUGGGGCGGGGCUGAGGCAGGGGCUUUGAGCUCACCUCCCUAACCGUCCCGUCCUACUUCCCCCAAGCCAUGUAGUAGUUAUCACCCAGUCUUGCCUUCUCCCUCCGUCCUUCGCCCUGACAUAUACUGUGCCUUAUUUAUGCUGCAAAUACAACAUUAAACUAUCGAGAG
Molecule: messenger RNA, 7923 nt
Organism: Microtus oregoni (creeping vole)
Lineage: Eukaryota; Metazoa; Chordata; Mammalia; Rodentia; Cricetidae
Product: cyclic AMP-dependent transcription factor ATF-7
Exons: 12
Coding region: 411-1862 (483 amino acids)
Biological process (GO): regulation of transcription by RNA polymerase II
Molecular function (GO): DNA-binding transcription factor activity, RNA polymerase II-specific; cAMP response element binding
Source: RefSeq, a predicted model, not a curated record